Molecule: messenger RNA, 3994 nt
Organism: Owenia fusiformis
Lineage: Eukaryota; Metazoa; Annelida; Polychaeta; Sabellida; Oweniidae
Source: the annotation of a GenBank genome assembly
UCCCUACACCGUGUGAAUAAAUCGUUAUUUAUUUGAGAAAGUAUUAUUAGUUGUUAUUAGGUAUACAAUAUAUUAUCAUCGUUCAUGAAAUCAUUCUAAAGUAAUACCCUUGUAUGUUAUUUUGUAUUUGGCGAAUAAACGUUUUAUAAUUGAUUAGUGUUAAUUCCAUUGCGGAUGUUUCCAUUAGUUUAGCCGGGUGUUGUUCGGCUCCAAAAAUUUAGAAUUUGGGUUACAAAUUAAUUUACCUGGAAUAUCAAGAGGCAGCACCAUGUCUAACAAUAAUACCACAGACCCAGCCUUCAAAGUUGUCCCCAGAAGGCAAGCAUGUUUCCUGAUCUGGAGGAUUGAGAAAUUGAAAGUGGUUGCAGUUCCAAAGGAGAAAUAUGGCAGCUUUUUCAAAGGGGAUUCUUACAUUAUUCUCGCAGUGAAGGAAAUAAAGGGGCGCCUAGAUAGCCAUUUACACUUCUGGCUCGGCUCAGACACAUCCCAGGAUGAGGCAGGUGUUGCUGCCUAUAAGACAGUGGAGCUGGAUGAUUAUCUGGGAGGGACGCCAGUCCAACAUAGAGAAGUGGAGGAAAAGGAGUCCCCCAUAUUCAUGAAAUAUUUCCAAUCUAAAGGUGGUGUCACUUAUUUAGAGGGUGGAGUGGCCUCAGGUUUUAACCAUGUCGAGCAUACUUUUCAAGAACGACUUCUGCAUGUUAAAGGCAAGAAAACACCAAGGGUUCGUCAAGUACCAAUUUCAUGGGAUUCCAUGAAUGACGGGGAUGCCUUCAUCCUAGAUUUGGGUGCUGUCUUGUUCUGCUGGCUAGGGAAAGAAGUAAGCACCUCAGAAAAGUUAAAGUGCAUGGCUUAUGCUCGAAAUCUACGUGAUGAACGUGGUAAAGGAGACGUUGUUACAAUUGAGAGUGGAGAAGAAAAGGAUAUGACUGAAGAUGAAUUGAAGUUGUUCGAGGAGAAACUUCCCCUGGGGUCCCGCAGUGUUAAGUCUGCCUCUGAGGGGGGUCAGGAUGAGGCGUUUGAGAGGAAGGCUGGAGCCCAACUGAAGUUAUACCUUUGUUCAGAUGACAGUGGCACCCUGAAAGUAACAGAGAAGAAGGGAGGUCCACUAGUGAAGGGAGACUUGGACACGAAUGACUCUUACAUUGUUGACAAUGGAGAAGCAGGAGUCUACGCUUGGAUUGGCAGGAAAGCUACAAGCGAUGAGCGUAAGGAAGCUAUGAGAAAUGCAAUGGGAUUCAUUGACAAGAAGGGCUAUUCCAAGAACACCCCUGUGACUAAAGUUGUUGAAGGAGGAGAAACGACAGAGUUUAAAGCAAUCUUCAAGUCAUGGCCUGAACCCAAACCUACUGGCAAAGCAUACAACACUAGUAGAAUUGCCAAAACUAUCCAGACAAAGUUUGAUGCAGCUACACUUCAUGAGAACCCAUCAAUGGCUGCUGAAACCAAGAUGGUGGAUGAUGGCUCAGGAAAAAUACAGAUAUGGCGUAUAAAAGACUUUGAUAUGGAACCCCUAGACCAGAAAUAUUUUGGCCAGUUCUAUGGUGGGGACUGCUACAUUAUUCUCUACACAUAUCUUGUGAAUGGCAAAGAAAACUACAUCAUCUACUACUGGCAGGGUAGAAAGUCUAGUGCAGAUGAAAAGGGCACGUCAGCUUUGAAGACAGUUGAGCUUGAUGACUCGAUGGGAGGGGCCCCUGUGCAGAUACGGGUUUGCCAGGGCAAAGAACCACCACACUUCAUGGCAAUGUUUAACGGCAAAAUGAUCGUCUUCGAGGGUGGACAUGCAGGAUGGGGCUCUGAGGAAGAGGGGCCUGGGGAUACCUACCUUAUGCAAGUGAGAGGGACUUCAAAGCUUAACACAAAGGCUGAACAAGUUGAUUGUAGGGCAGCAAGUCUCAACUCCAAUGAUGUCUUUGUGCUGUUUACCAAGAAAGACGUCUAUAUAUGGUCAGGAAAGGGGAGCACAGGUGAUGAGAGAGAGAUGGCCAAGCACAUCGCCACCAUUAACCCUCGCAGUCCCAGCAUGCAGCUUGAGGGCCAGGAGAAGGCAGACUUCUGGGCUGCUUUAGGAGGCAAAGAGGAAUAUGCUAGUGAUAAGAGGCUAGCAGAACCAGAGACAAAUCACCCUGCUAGACUCUUCCAGUGUUCUAAUGCAUCUGGCAGGUUCGUUGUUGAAGAAGUGCCAGACUUUAAUCAGGAUGAUUUGUGUACAGAUGAUGUGAUGCUACUCGAUGCUUUUGAUACUGUCUUCCUGUGGAUCGGGGAAGGUGCUAAUAAGGCAGAAAAGAAACAAGCAGAAACUAGUGCUAUUGAAUAUAUCGCAACUGACCCCUCUGGAAGGGAUCCAGAUACACCUAUUGUGAAGGUGAAACAAGGAUUUGAACCACCGACAUUUACAGGAUUCUUUGGUGCUUGGGACAAUGAUCUUUGGAGCAACAAUAAGACAUAUGCUGAGCUGAAGAAGGAACUUGGAGAGGAGAAUGUUGGUGUCUCUGUUGUAAAGCAGGCCCAACAGAACGGAGGUGGAGGUUUUUCAGACGUAAAAAAAUACUCCUAUGAAGACCUCAUAAAGCAAGAAGAUGAUGGACUACCAGAGGGUAUCGAUACAGGCUCAAAGGAGAUUUAUCUGACUGAGGAAGAGUUCCAAAGUGUGUUCAAGAUGUCCUAUACAGAUUUCAUCGCAAAGCCCCAAUGGAAACAACGGGAGCUUAAGAAAGCUGUCAAGUUAUUUUAACCACAAACAUUUCCUCGUCCACCUUGUUAACAUAAAUGAUGUGCUCUACUGGGCUAAAAUUUGACACCAAUGUCAGCUAUGCUAUGCUGUAUGAAAUUGAAUCUGCAAUUUAAAAUAAUAAAGGACCCUUUAAAUGUAUAAGUUCACGUCAAUUUCUCUCCCUCCACUCUCUGUGUAUUAAAAAUGACCACUGUGACGCCAUAUACAUGGGAACUACAUUCUGCCAUUGUGUAAAGGGACCUGAUUCUUUGAACUUAAGAUCUUUCAAUUAUGAGUAGAAUUUAUGGGUAAAUGAGAUUAUAAGCCUGACACAGUGUCCACUACCACCUUAUUGUGGUUAAAGAUAAUAACUGAAUACUGAAGGCUUCUUAUUUCUAAUUAGAUGAAAUGUCAACCCAUUCUUUAAGAAAUAAUGGGUGUUGGACUUAUAUGAAAUAAGUACUGAGUUGUCAUGAUUAGAGUUAUAUCACACUAGAUUAUAGCUAAUGUCCUUGUGAUAUAUGGUGUGUAAUUUUUAUACAAUCUACAAUUUAUUGUAUUCUUAAGGGUCUCUUAAGGGUGUGCCAUUUUUCCAGUCAGUGUGCUGCUGUUUAUCAUGUUUGAGAUCAUUUUUUCUUGGAGCGUGUAAACUUACAAAUAUUGUUUAUUCUAGUUUUAGCUGAACAAACAUUCCUUUAAAGAAUUCAUUUUUCUAUUCAAUUUAAGAUCUAUGUUCAGGUAUUGUUACGUUUUUAUGACUGAACCUUGAAAUGGACAGAGUGUUCCAAAAGUAACAUGCUUCAUUCUGCUCUGCAACAUUGCAUCAAUCAUGUCUGUAUCUUUUGGAACACCCCUGGCAUUUUGUUAUACAUAUAUGUAGUUUAUAUUCAUAUUUUAUUCUAAUAGUAUGUUAGGUUUAUUUUUUCACAAUAUAUUCUUGUUAUUUUGCACCAGAUGUUCAAAAUCAUUAUCUAUUAUAAUUGUAUUCAACCAAUCAUUGUAAUUUAUCUUUUAUAUACAAUACUUGAGAGGUAUAGGGCAUAUAUAUAAGGGUUUGUUUUGUCGACCAAAAAUGAAACUUGUUUCUCUGAUGAUUCAAUGUUAAUUAAUUGUAAUAAUGAACAAGCACAGUAAAACCUCAUACAUGUGACGUACAUUGAAACUUAUUACAUACAAUGAAACUUAUUACAUACAAUGAAACUUAUUACAUACAAUGAAACUUUUAUGCAGUGAACAUAUUCGGCAUAUAUUGUAAAACAGUAAUAAAUCAGUGUUCACAAU